Messenger RNA from Physeter macrocephalus (sperm whale), 1514 nucleotides. RefSeq names its product DND microRNA-mediated repression inhibitor 1 (gene DND1). Gene Ontology annotation, biological process: negative regulation of miRNA-mediated gene silencing; germ cell development; mRNA stabilization. The record is from RefSeq and is a predicted model, not a curated record. Gene Ontology annotation, molecular function: mRNA binding. NCBI's taxonomy places the organism in Eukaryota, Metazoa, Chordata, Mammalia, Artiodactyla, Physeteridae. Gene Ontology annotation, cellular component: cytoplasm; nucleus.
AUGGUCUCCUUGGCAGGGCCCUACAACCAGGUAGAGGGAACGCUUCCCACAACCAGCCGCCGCGGAAGGUCCAAUAAAAUGCCUCAACCACUGGAGCCUGCCUGUGUCACUACUGCCUAUCCCUGCCUUCCCUGUCAGAGCCUGGGCCUCCCACUGCGACCACUUCAGCGGUGGAAAAUGGGGAGAGACACUUACAGUAGCUCCCACGGGCUAUUCCGCAGGGGAAGGACGCCCCUGACGUUCUCGCCUCCAGCCUCCAUCCUGCCGCUGUGGUGUGAGAGGGUGAAUCCAGAGAACAAGGCGGCGCUGGAGGCGUGGGUCAGGGAGACUGGCAUCCGCCUGGUGCAGGUGAACGGGCAGAGGAAGUAUGGCGGGCCACCCCCAGGAUGGGUGGGCAGCCCGCCGCCGGCCGGGUCAGAAGUAUUUAUCGGGCGGCUGCCCCAGGACGUGUACGAGCACCAGCUGAUCCCACUGUUCCAGCGCGUGGGCCGCCUCUACGAGUUCCGCCUGAUGAUGACCUUCAGCGGCCUGAACCGCGGCUUCGCUUACGCCCGCUACAGCUCGCGACGCGGCGCCCAGGCCGCCAUCUCCACGCUGCACAACCACCCGCUGCGGCCGUCCUGCCCGCUGCUCGUGUGCCGCAGCACGGAGAAGUGCGAGCUGAGUGUGGACGGGUUGCCGCCGGGCCUGAGCCGCCGCGCGCUGCUGCUCGCGCUGCAGCCGCUGGGACCCGGCCUGCAGGAGGCGCUGCUGCUGCCCAGCCCCGGGCCGGCGACCGCGCAGAUGGCACUGCUCAAGUUCAGCUCUCACCGCGCCGCAGCCAUGGCCAAAAAGGCCCUGGUGGAAGGGCAGUCACGCCUCUGUGGAGAACAGGUGGCCGUGGAGUGGCUUAAGCCAGACCUGAAGCAGCGACUCCGCCAGCAGCUCAUGGGUCCCUCUCUACAGUGCCUACAGCCAGAGGGCAGCCAAGUAGCCCUGGCCAGGGACAAGGGGCUGGAGUCCCAAGGGGCUCGGGCUGCCCUGCAGCUGCUGUGCCAACGGAUGAAGUUGGGCAGCCCACUGUUCCUCACCAAGUGUUUGGGCACAGGCUCUGCUGGCUGGCACCGAUUCUGGUACCAGGUGGUGAUCCCUGGGCAUCCAGUGCCCUUCAGUGGCCUCAUCUGGGUUGUGCUGGCCCCCAGUGGGCAGGAUGGGCAUGAGGUGGCCAAGGAUGCUGUGUCUGCACGGCUGCUGGAAGCUGAGUCUGGGGCCAGCCUCCUGCGGUCUGCUGGGGCUGAGGCAGGAGGUACCACGGUUCAGCAGUGACCUAAUCCUCUCCCCAGGCAGCCUGGAUGAGUAGGCAGAGCCUGGGUCAGUCCCUGGCCCAGCAGGCCUGGGCAGCUGCUAUCUGAUCCCAAGAAGGGGAGGAGCAUGGGCCCUGCCCUAGGCCUGACACAGCCUCCCAGCUGAGGCAGGGCCCACAGCACCUCCGGGCAGCUCAAGUUUGGCUAAGUUGUGGUGAGGGAGCUUCCCUU